GUGUACGUGUGCAUAUUGCAGUGCAGGGCAGUGACAGAUCGAUUGUGCACAAGAAGAGGCCUCUGUAUUAUAACUUUUUUACGUUACAAAUUCACCUAAAAGUAAACUUACUUUUGACAACCUGAUUACAUGUGGCUAUACUAAGCAAGGAGAGGAUUUUACAGGCCAAGUAGCUCACGUCACAACUUCAGCGUCUCAUAUUUUCCGAAGAUCAAAAUCAUCAUCAUCUAUUACUUGAGUUUCAGCUGAAGAUGGCAGUAGCAAGGGAACCAGAAGAAGGAACUUGGGAAGAGCCCCCCUAUGAUUCCGAGGGAUACCUGUCCAGUGUUAAAACGCUCACAAGUCAAGAGCUGUCUCUUGCCCUUCCCCUCAAAGGGGGAGGAUCGCCAAUUGCCUUCUCCAGAGGAACCUCCGAUGAGGGAUUGCCUCUGAGUCCAGAGAGUCUUGAACCUCACACCCCAAGAGGAGACCUCCUUGCAGAUAUUCAGAGACUAGAGGGGAGGCUGAGGGAUAUUUUGGGGGUACUAGCCAGCUUGGCCCACUUAACGGAAGGUACACGGACAGAGCAGAGGUGUCUGAGUGAGAGGUUUGACGAAAUGCUGUUGGAGCGCAUUGAUAUGAAGAAGAAGUAUCGAGAGCUGGCUUACAUGGUGGAACGACUGGAGGACAGGCUGAAAACAGAGGAAGAGAAGCAGAACUUUGAUGACAAAAUGGCUAAAGAAGUUGAAGCUAAGGUCAAGGAAGAAUUGGAUAAAAGACAAAGUGAGUUCCUGGCUGAGAUGGAGGGAAAGGUUAAGACAAUGAUCCUCCAAGAACAGGCUAAAAAAGAAGAAAGAGAGGUCCAUCUGUGUAUUCGUCAGCAGCGUUUUACAGAAGAGAUGGCAGGUGAAAGAGUUGAAGAGGUAAAGAAAGCAAUGGUCGAAGCUCACAAGGAGCGUGGUGAAGUUAUGAAAAAAUUCAGAGUGACCAAAGUGAAACUGCAAGAAGAGCAGAGAAAGAAUGCACAUCUCUUGCAGAAAAUUGAGGAACUAGAAUUGCGCUGUAAGCAUCUGGAGGAGGAAAAUAGCCGUUUGCGAUUGUCUGACAUCGUCCAUCAGACGCAUUUCACCUUUGAGGGGCCCAAGUUGGAGUGCUUUUCCUGUAGAAAUGAGUAUUCCACCCAUCACAAUGAUGCUGAGGGAUGCAGGUUUCACCCGAUCCCUUCAAUGCCCUUUGAAAGUUGGCGUAACUGCAUCCCAGCCGAAGACCUGCCAGCCAAUUUUCCAGUCAGCCACAGGAGUCGCUAUCACUUCUGGGCUUGCUGCAACAUCCUGGCCACACGGAGGCCUGAAGGGUGCUGCCACGGGCGCCACCAUCAGCAGUGGGAGAUGGAUAUCUUGAUGAGACAGGUCCUUGUCGAAGGUUCAGAGCAUUCUGCAUUUACAGAGCCUCUCAGAGUACAGUAAAUUUCUUAUAUAAAUCUCUUCACCUACAUGAAAAAUGGAUUCCUUUUCAGAGCAUUCAGAACAAAAUUCUAUGGGGUUUUUUUUCUUCAAAAAUUGCUACCAAAUUCACCUAAAGGAUGUUCCAGAUCCUUCUAAUGAAAGAAAUUCCUCUGUGGGCUGGGUUGAUCUGGCUUGAGUUUGCUGCCUUUUCUGUUUUUUAAAUUUCCACUAUUACUCAAAAGACAAAAUUAUAGUCUGUUCCGUAUUCGUCUUGUUCCAAAAUAGUGGAUUAUUCAUUGGGGGGAGGGGGGGGGGGCUCUUUGAAUGAAAACCCUCAUGCUGAAGGUUUGUAAAAGGCUUGUAAAGGCUAUUACAUGAAAACUGAACUGAUACAUCUAUUGCCCAAAGUAUUGUGAUUAAUGCUAGGUAACCUACAUGUAUCCUGCUGACUGUAUAGCAGGUACAUGUACCUGUAUUCUGAAUUGUCUUUUUUAUUAAAAUUUUGUAAUUUACAUUCAGAGUCUCUUAUUUUCUACCAUCCAAUCUAAAGAAUGUCUGUAUUCUUAAAAGAUUCAGAACAACGAUAUAAAGUGAGGACCCCAGUUUUCAAUAUUUUCACAGUAGGCCUAUGCUGUGCAUUGUUGUGGAAAAUCUUUAAUGUGAAUAAUGUGCACUCAGAUCAUUUCAUGAAAAUGUUGUAAUUCUUGCAUCUGACUAUAUUUUUCAUUUUUCCCCAGACUACAGAAUUUUGAUGCGUGUGUCGUACAUGUGAGACAUUUUUUUUUAAAGAGUGAUAUAUCGAAAAGAUGUAUUUCAUUGACUCAUCCAGUGUAUGUCACAUAUCAGUUUUGAGCAUCACAUGUGCGGUGCCCCAUCCCAUUUCAAUGCAAACCACAAUAGAUAUUCUCAUAAUUUUGGAAGAAUGAAUUUUUUGUUUGCUGUAUCAUGUAAUUAUAUAGUACAAUCUUUCCUAUGUUUUUAUUCUGUAAAUAUACAUUUCAUUUUUAUUUUAUUGCCUCAUUGUAGAAUAGAUACAUUUUCCACAUGUGUGAUGUAAUAAUGUACAUAUUUUCUGUACUUUCUUUGUAUGACCAAGUGUCUUUCAUUUCCAGUACUACUACACUCAAUGGCCCGUAUUCUGAAGUCAGGUUUAACUUAAACUCAGGUUUGAAGUUGUGGUUUAAGUAUGGGAAGCCAAAAGUAUCAAUUUUUUUUAUUAAGUUGAACGUUUCUUUUGUUUACUGUGCUCUUUCCUGAUUCAUCGAUGGUGAAGACAAUAAUAUAUUUAUACUUCCUAGGCAAUUAUGAAUGAUCUAAGAGCCAAAUGAGCUGAAAUAUGAUAUCUCUACUGUUAAAUAUUUAUGUAACAAUUGGCUAUCCAUACUUAAACCACAACUUUAAACCUGAGUUUAAGUUAAACCUGCUAUCAGAAUACGGGCCUAUGUAUUCAAGUACGUGACUACAGGUAUGUGCAGUAAGGGAUGCACCAAACUAUACCCAGGGGGAGGCUGGAAGUUUGGGUUGAUGCC
This is a messenger RNA of Lytechinus pictus (painted urchin), 2953 nucleotides long. RefSeq lists its product as uncharacterized. The transcript has 2 exons. Lineage: Eukaryota; Metazoa; Echinodermata; Echinoidea; Temnopleuroida; Toxopneustidae. Bases 252 to 1445 code for a protein of 397 amino acids. The record is from RefSeq and is a predicted model, not a curated record.